Messenger RNA from Penicillium verrucosum, 4443 nucleotides. RefSeq lists its product as uncharacterized. The coding region runs from base 1 to 4443 and encodes 1480 amino acids. Gene Ontology annotation, cellular component: membrane. The transcript has a single exon. NCBI's taxonomy places the organism in Eukaryota, Fungi, Ascomycota, Eurotiomycetes, Eurotiales, Aspergillaceae. The record is from RefSeq and is a predicted model, not a curated record. Gene Ontology annotation, biological process: transmembrane transport. Gene Ontology annotation, molecular function: ATP hydrolysis activity; ABC-type transporter activity; ATP binding.
AUGUCCGAGCACACGCUUGCCGAUCCGGAACCGGUUACUGUUCCCAGACAAAGUACUGACGGAAUAAAUGACCACCGGGUAUAUCCUGAUCCCUCCUCGACCGAAGAUGAGGAGCGUCCACCCUCGAGGCGUGCCAGCGGCGGUAUCUCGAUUGAGCGAGCCGAGGCCGAAUUUUCUCGACUGCAACGGGAGCUCACCAAUGCCUCAAGAAGAGAGUCUAGGCCGAAAGGUGACGAAGAUUCCAAGACCAAAACAGAUUCUGACAUUGAGGUUUUCGACCUGGAGGGCAUCUUGCGCGGCCAGCUUGACGCCAGACAGCAAGUCGGGAUCCAUGACAAGCACAUCGGCGUUAUAUGGGAGGAUUUUACUGUCCGAGGCACGAGCACCACUAAUAACUACGUGUCUACCUUUCUCGACUCUCUGGUGAGCUUCAUCAGUGUACACAAGCCCCUGCUUCGCCUGGCCGGUUUGGACAAGAAGCCGAUCGAGGCGACCCUGCUGCACGGGUCCAACGGCGUCUGCAAGCCGGGAGAGAUGAUCCUCGUUCUCGGAAAGCCUGGCUCCGGUUGCACGACCUUUCUGAAGACCAUCACAAAUCAGCGACAGGAGUACACGAGUGUGACGGGAGACGUGCGAUAUGGGCCUUGGCGAGCUCAUGAGUUCAAUCAAUAUCGCAGUGAAACGGUCUACAAUGGCGAAGAGGAUAUCCACCAUCCGACCUUGACCGUGGAGCAGACGCUCGCCUUCGCCUUAGAUACCAAGAUACCGGCAAAACUCCCUGGCAAUAUCUCCAAGGCUGAGUUCAAGGAGCAGGUUCUAUCAAUGCUCCUCAAAAUGUUCAAUAUUGAACAUACCCGGAAGACGGUGGUUGGGAACCAGUUCGUGCGAGGUGUUUCUGGUGGGGAGAGAAAAAGGGUCAGUAUUGCGGAGAUGUUGAUCACAAACGCCUGCGUCCUGUCAUGGGAUAACAGCUCGCGAGGGCUCGACGCCAGCACUGCCCUGGAUUUCGUCAAAUCUCUGCGGAUCCAAACGGACAUGUACAAGACGGCUACGUUCGUAUCGCUCUAUCAGGCCUCGGAAAACAUUUACAACUUGUUUGACAAGGUCAUGGUCAUCGACAAUGGACGACAGGUCUACUUUGGUCCAACUUCACAGGCUCGGUCCUACUUCGAGGGGCUGGGAUUCGCCUCGCGACCACGCCAGACGACACCAGAUUAUAUCACGGGAUGCACUGACGAGUUCGAACGCGAGUAUAGGCCUGGACGCUCCGAUCACAACGCGCCACAUGACGCCGAGACACUCCAGGAGGCGUUCCAGCGCUCUGAGCUCCAGCAGGCUCUAACCUCCGAACUUGCUGAUUACAAGGCGUCCCUGGAGCACGAGAAACCGAAGCAUCAAGAAUUCGAAGCUGCGGUUUCUGAGAGCAAGAGGGGUGUCAAGCGAUCGGUCUACCAGGUCGGCUUCCAUCUGCAGGUCUGGGCUCUCAUGAAACGCCAGUUUGCCCUCAAGUCCCAAGACUAUUUUAAUUUGGGCAUGUCGUGGCUGCGAACCAUCCUUCUUGGUGUUAUCCUUGGGACCUUAUACUAUGACUUGGAACAGACGUCUGGUAGCGCGUUUAGCAAGAGCGGUCUCCUUUUCAUAUCUCUGCUCUAUAUCGCCUUCAAGUCUUUUACAGAGAUGGCAUCGAUCAUGACAGGGCGAUCUAUAGUCGCCAAGCACAAAGCCUACGCAUUUCAUCGACCUUCAGCUCUUUGGAUUGCACAGGUGAUUGUGGAUCAGGCGUUCGAAAUCUCAGAGAUUUUGGUCUUUGCCAUCAUGAUCUACUUCAUGUCUGGUUUAGUACGGACCGCAGGCGCCUUUUUCACCUUCUUUCUCGUCAUGAUCUGCGGAAAUAUCGCGAUGACGUUAUUAUUCCAAGUCCUUGGUUGUAUCAGUCCGGAUUUCGAUUACGCCCUGAAGUUCGCCGUUGUCAUCAUCACGCUUUUUGUCGUGACGUCCGGUUACCCCAUCCAAUACCAAGACGCACACCACUGGCUACGGUGGAUCUCAUGGAUCAACUCUAUCGGUCUCUCGUUCAGUGCUUUUAUGCAAAACGAAUUUAGCCGGAUUAACAUGACCUGCACCGACGACUCCCUCAUCCCGUCCGGGCCCGGUUAUGAAGAUAUCGAACAUCAGGUGUGCACCUUGGCCGGGUCUAAUACUGGGACUCUCUUGGUCAAUGGUUGGGACUUCCUCAUCCAGGGAUACUCAUUUCACCCAGGUGAUCUGUGGCGCAAUUGGGGAAUAGUGGUUGUCCUCAUCGCUUUUCUCCUCUUCUUGAACGUGUUUCUCGGCGAAUACUUCCAAUUUUCGAGCAAGAGUGGGUCGUCCAAGGUGUACGUCCCGCCCAGCAAAGAACGCGACGAGCUGAACAGGACUCUGGCCUCCAAGAGAGACGCCAGGCGUAAGGAUAAGUCAAAUGAAUCGGGGUCGGGGUUGCGACUAAGCUCGACGAGUGUCCUUACCUGGGAGAACUUGAUUUAUACUGUCCCGGUCGACGGAGGUGAGCGUCGGCUGUUGAACGACAUCUUUGGUUUUGUCCGUCCAGGUGAGCUUACUGCGCUAAUGGGUUCAUCUGGCGCUGGGAAGACCACUCUUCUCGAUGUCUUGGCGUCUCGCAAAAACAUUGGAAUCGUCACCGGUGAUAUUCUGGUUGAUAACAGAAAACCCGGAAAGGAGUUUCAGAGGUCCACGUCCUACGCGGAACAACAGGAUGUCCACGAGCCAACACAAAGCGUGAGAGAGGCCUUCCGGUUUUCUGCCUACUUGCGACAACCUUACCAUGUUCCCAUGAAGGAGAGAAACGAAUAUGUGGAAGAGAUCAUCCAGCUAUUGGAAAUGGAGGAUAUCGCUGAUUGCAUCAUCGGGUCUCCGGAUACCGGCCUUACAGUGGAACAGCGGAAGCGUGUUACCAUUGGCGUCGAGCUGGCAGCAAAGCCAGAGCUCCUCCUGUUCCUCGAUGAACCAACGUCUGGCCUGGAUAGCCAGAGCGCCUUCAACAUUGUCCGCUUUCUUCGGAAGCUCAGCGCAGCCGGGCAAGCUAUCAUCUGUACGAUCCAUCAGCCGAACGCGGUAUUGUUCGAGAACUUCGAUCGCUUGCUGCUCUUGACCCGAGGUGGUAACACGGUUUAUUUUGGGGAUAUCGGGAAAGAUGCGUGCAUCUUACGCGAGUAUCUAGCAAGGAACGGCGCCGUGGCCCCGCCUACGGCAAAUAUCGCCGAGUUCAUGCUGGAGGCUGUCGGUGCCGGUAGCGCCCCUCCAAUGGGCGGCCACGACUGGGCUAGUGUCUGGAGAGAAAGCUCGGAGUUCACGCUUGUCAAGCAGACGAUUGCUCAACUACGCCAGGAAAGGGCGAAUGAGAAUCAAGCCUCGGAUUCCAAGGAUCAGAAGGAAUAUGCGUCUCCGUUUCAUCAUCAACUCUGGAUCGUCACAGCACGUAUGAUGAGAUCAUACUGGCGCUCACCCAACUAUCUCUUCACGAGACUCGCCAACCAUGUAGCGUUUGGUAUUAUCGUCGGCCUGGCCUUUCUGAACCUCGAUGAUUCGCGCUCUGCACUGCAGCAGAAGGUUUUCGUUGUCUUCCAAUGCACUGUCCUGCCUGCGCUGCUUAUUACCCAGAUCGAGGUUAUGUUCGACCAGAAACGCACCCUCUUUUUCCGCGAGUCGCUGGCGAAGAUGUAUUCGUCGACCGUCUUUACUGCAUCAGCCAUUGCCGCCGAGGUGCCGUAUUCGAUUCUCUGUGCCGUCUGCUUCUAUUUGCCAGUCUACUUCAUGCCCGGUCUUCAAACUGCAUCAUCCCGGGCAGGUUACCAGUUUUUCAUGAUCCUUACUUUAGAAUUCUUUUCUUUCACUCUGGCGCAAGGGCUUGCCUCACUGUCACCGUCCUCUUCGGUAUCAUCGCAGUAUGAUGCUUUCAUGAUGACCAUUUUCAUUCUUUUCUGCGGCGUCACUAUCCCAUAUCCCCAGAUGGCUGAAGGAUGGCGUGUCUGGCUCUAUGAACUCGACCCCUUUACACGUGUCAUCAGUGGCAUGGUGUCGACUGAGCUGCACGAUUCUCUCGUAAGAUGCAAGCCUUCGGAGUUGAGUUCAUUUGAAGCCCCUGAUGGUACAAACUGUGGGGAAUAUAUGCAGGCAUUCUUCGACAACGGCGGACCUGGUUAUAUCGUCGACAACAACACAAACAUUUGCAAAUACUGUGCGUAUAAGGUCGGCGAUGAGUUUUACAACACACUCUCGAUCUCAUUCGAUACGCGUUGGAGAGACCUGGGUAUCCUUAUCGCCUUUGUUGGGAGCAAUAUAAUUAUUACUUUCUUUGCGGUAGGUUUCCAACAAAGGGAGCACAAUAUGGUGGAGACCGAUGCUAAUAAGCGACAGAACUGCUUCCUCAAUUUCAAUAAGCGAUAG